This is a messenger RNA of Eurytemora carolleeae, 1304 nucleotides long. Its product is annotated as venom serine protease. Gene Ontology annotation, biological process: proteolysis. Lineage: Eukaryota; Metazoa; Arthropoda; Copepoda; Calanoida; Temoridae. The coding region runs from base 1 to 1197 and encodes 398 amino acids. The transcript is spliced from 15 exons. Gene Ontology annotation, molecular function: serine-type endopeptidase activity. The record is from RefSeq and is a predicted model, not a curated record.
AUGAACAGAGGAAUGUCUGGAAGUUUUGAAUCUAAAAAUCAUGAAAUGAACAGAGGAAUGCCUGGAAGUUUUGAAUCUAAAAAUCUUGAAAUGAACAGAGGAAUGCCUAGAAGUUUUGAAUCUAAAAAUCUUGAAAUUAACAGAGGAAUGCCUGGAAGUUUUGAAUCUAAAAAUCUUGAAAUGAACAGAGGAAUGCCUGGAAGUAUUGAAUCUAAAAAUCUUGAAAUAAACAGAGGAAUGCGUGGAAGUUUUGAAUCUAAAAAUCUUGAAAUUAACAGAGGAAUGCCCGAAAGUUUUGAAACUAAAAAUCUUGAAGUGAACAGAGGAAUGCUUGGAAGUUUUGAAUCUAAAAAUCUUGAAAUGAACAGAGGAAUGAAAUGUGCUUGUGGACUAGAGUGGGGAGAAGAAAGGAUAUCCGACUCCAACAGAAUUAUCGGAGGAGUGGAAACCUUAGAUGGACAAUACCCUUGGCUUGUUAGAAUAUAUGGAGGGUGUGCUAGACAGUACUGUACAGGGUCGUUAAUCAGUGACAGGCACAUAUUGACAUCCUAUCACUGCUUGAAAAUAUCAAAGACUAAAACCCCCUGCGACCAUUCUGACGGGGAGCGGAAAGCGUUGAUUGGAACGAAUACUUUUGAAAGAAAAAAUCCAAAUGGUAUUUCUUUAAAAAAGUAUUAUUUCCCAGGCAUAGCGGGGAUUGAUUUACAGGACUUGAAUAGUACAGACUUAGCUAUAUAUGAGCUAGAAACCACUGUACAAUUCAAUUCAUCAGUUCUACCAGUUUGCCUACCCCAGAGUGGAACCAAAGAUUAUACUGGUUUAGAAGCUAUAUCUGCAGGCUGGGGGGAUUACAGAGUCGGCAGGAACACAAACUCCAAGGUUUUGCGCUCUGUCUCUUUAACAGUUGCUCCACCAAUACAGCAUCAUACGUUGUUCAGUACUAUUACAGAAAAAAAUGAAGAUGGACUUUACAAGGACCCCUGUGCUGGGGAUAGUGGAGGGCCUCUGAUGCUAAAAAACAAAGAAAAUAAAUUCCAAAUCAUUGGAACUGUUCAGGGCGGGGGUUAUGAUUGUGAUCGGGCAGGGCUUGUGAAGACAUUCGGAGACGAGAAUCAGAAAUGGAAUAAAGUUGGUAUAUAUCUUGACUGGAUAAAGGAGGUUUUAAGUAAUUCUACAGAUACCCAUAUAUGCAGCUAGUUCAGAGUUAAAGAAAAAAAAUGUUAGAAAAUUUAACAAUUUUAUGCUUUUAACGAUCAACUGGAUACAGUUUGCUUUAUAUAAUUGAAUAAAAUUUGAAAUUCUAA